GGUAAUUCUGUUAUCAUUUAGGGUAAAUAAUUACCAAUAACUCACUUAUCACCCUUGAUCCAACUUUUGUAAUGUACAGAACGGAAUAAAUGAGUCGGUAAAGUUGGUGGAACGGAAAUGUCCGUAAAAACGAAAGAAGAAGAAGUGUCGAAGAUAUGGACGGAAAUUGUGUCGAUGACCGCCAUGAUAGAGGAGGAUGCGAACAGCAAGGUCGAGACAGGCAAGCCCAACCCAGAAACAGUCCGAGUUGCAAAACAAGAGAUCCUUGGUAGCGGCGGUGACGUGUGGUCGAAGCUCGAAGCCGAACUGAACAAUUUGCUUGAGACUGCGAAUGGCAGACCAAUGGGGUGUGACCAGGACGACCAGCCAGGCUGUUCAGGUGUAGCAGAUGUCGAGUCCAUGACAAUGGUCAAGCCGGAACCUGUGGAUCAGAAACCAACAGUGAUUUUGCCAGAGACCAGCAGUGUGUCAACUGUGAACGGAAUAGGCAUCUGUGAUGGAGUAGGGAUUAGUCUUAGUGCCAGUGGUGCUGAUGUCUCUUAUAUACCAGCAAUUAAAAAUGAAUCCGGAGACAUUAUGAUUAAAACAGAGACCAUGCCUGAAGCUGUGGCCCAACUUCAGGCCGGUAUGGUUAGUGAAAUUAAUGGCACCCAUUACAUGCUGGUGGAGGACUUUCCAUCUUUGAAAACGCAGGAGAUUGGUGUUAAGCUAGAAUGUUUGCCGCAAUUUGAGAAUAGUUCUGAUAGGACACUCUUGGUGCCCCAGGAGACUACAGUGAAGGACAUAAAACCUUCUGUGGAGAAACUACAAAAAGCGUUGGGUGAAGCUUAUUUGAAAAAAAAGAAAGAUGCGGAGAGAACCCAAUUGGCAAACAAUAGUGAUUCUGGAGAUAACAUGGGAUCUAGUCAAGCAGACAGCCGACAAAAGUCUUUGAGGAGUCGUAGGGAGGUCGCAAACAGUGCAAAGGUUCCUGGGGGUAUGAGUGAAUCCGUUGAGGAGACCAGGAGAGCAGGCAAGGGUGUGGGGGAUGAGAGAAGUGUGGGAGGGAGGGGGUCAAAGCCUGGGCAAAAGGAGUGUACAUCUGAUGCUGAAGUUGUUCAGGAAGAGAGACUUCGGAAAGACAAAGCUGUUGAGAAACCGAGAUAUCUAGUCAAUAGAGAGGAGGGGGGUUUCAAUGACCUGUCGGACGACAAUGACGCAGAUGUUCGCAUGAGUGAUCUGACGUUGCCCGAGUCUGAUUCCGAGAUCGAGGAAAUCGAAGAUAAUACAAAACGCGACCUCAAAGUGGAAGAUUAUUUCCAAGAUUCUGAUUUCCAAGCUACGAACUCGAGCAGUGAAGAUAGCGAUCUUGGUUGUCCAGAUCUGAAAAAUGAUUCUGUGCCUGUGCUGGACCCUGUGGCUGUGAUGAAACCAAUCAGGAGUGAUAGGCUUAUCAAGCAAGAGCGCCCUCAAACAAGCGAAGAUAGUACCGGUAGUUCUGACGACGAAUCAGAAGACGACGCCUGGUGGGGAAAUGAACUUAGCAGCACUAAGCGAACUACAUGUAGGAUUAAGAGAGUCAAUAGGGGAAAGAAGCAUCAGCCUCUGACCAAGAAAAUUAGGAAGGACAUGGCCACGGUAGAAAUUGUGGAGGAGGAAAUCGUCACAGCAAACGUUGACGGCAGCAAGACCUAUAACUGCCCAUUCUGCGUGCUGAAUCUCCCCUACCGGACUGCCAACAAUUUCAUGUCUCACGUCGACACCAAACAUAUCGAAAUAAACUCUGAAUACAAAGAGAAGAGAGACAAGUUACUCGCCAUACUUUUCCCAUUGAACAACAAAAAUGGCCGCGGUCAGGCAGCCGAUCGCCAGAAUGUUAAAAAGGAGCAAGUAAGGAUUGAGGACCUUAAAACAAGUGACUUUACACAGUUAAAUGACCAAGGUGAUAAGCAGUACACCUGCAAAUUCUGCAAAUAUACGGUUCCCUACCAUUCUCUCAACACGCUUAUGACACAUCUGCACAAGAUGCACAAAGAGUUAACACCCUACCUUAAGCGACAGAUAUCCGACAUGCUGUUUGAUGUACCGCAGAGCCAAGCCGUCCAGACUCCGCCGGUACCGGAUGCUGUCAUGUCAGCUCCUUCUCCUGUGUCAACAAGCGGGGCAAGGUCAACCGGAUCUAAAUCAAAACAUAAAAAGAAGGAGAAGGGAGAAUCAUCAGAAUCGGUCAACCUAUUACCGGGCGCUAAGAGGGAGACACUCAUAAGAAACGGCGAUGGUGUCUACGAGUUCCAAUGCCAGUUCUGCCCAAUCCAAAUCAAGUAUAAGCAAGCAAACAGCCUCAUGAGCCACAUCCAGGCCAAGCACAAAAACAUCGUCCAGAAUAAGGCCACGAUGGCCCUGGUGAAGAAGGACCUGUACGAUAAUCCGAAUCUCGAGAUGGGACUGUUGUGUACGAGAGUGAAUAUCAAGAGAGAGGAAAGGACACCUCUGCUGGCAGCCCCAAUAAAGAAACCGAUUCAGGCAAAGCCGGUUAUAGAAAUAGGAAAGAACGGCAAGAAGAUGUACCGCUGCAAAUAUUGCCUUAUAAGCCUGGUCUAUCAUUCGCCUAACGUCCUCAUGACGCACUUGGGCAAAAAACACCAGGACAUCCAAGACACUCCCGAACACACUCACCUACUCAAGUACAUUUAUAACGGGGAGUUCCAUGGCGACGAUUUCGAGACGUUUUGCAAGAAUGAAGAUCGAAAAGCCGGGAAGGUUGCGUCAGAGUCAACGGAUGGGAAGGAGAGGAAAAAGGAGAGGAAGCGAAAAGUUGACAGUGAUGACGAUAGCGAUGACACGGACAAGAGGAUGGUUAAGGAACGCCACAAGGAGAUGAAAAAGGAGACAAGGGAGGAAUGCUGGGAGAGAGACAGAAAGGAUGACAGCGGGAUGGGGUCGAGUAAAAAAGGAAAGGCUUCUACAAAUGCCAAGCAUUUUGUUAAGAAGAGCAGCAGUGGGAAGGAUGCAAGGAAAGAGUAUAGCAGUGGGGGUAAGGAUGGAAAAAGAGACAGCAGCAGUGGGGGUAAGGAUGGAAAAAGAGACAGAAGCAGUGGGGAUAAGGAUUGGAGAAGGGACAGCAGCAGUGGGGGUAAGGAUGGGAAAAGAGACAGAAGCAGUGGGGGCAAGGAUGGGAAAAGGGACAGCAGCAGUGGGGGUAAGAACAGGAAAAGAGAUAGUGACGAUUUGAGGCAGCAGAAGGACAAAGUGACAGAAAACGGGCAUGUGAAGAAAAACGUGGAAGCUCAGUGCAAGGAAUGCGGGAAAGUCUUCACAGAUGGGAAACUGUUUAAAGCUCAUAUUCUUACCCACUUCUGAUGAGAAAUAAAAGAUCGGUGAGACUCAUCACAUCAGUAUGGGCAGAAAGACCAGUUUUUGGCAUGGAACACGUAUUCCUUACUAGAGACAUAAUCAAAUUUUCAUAUCAAUGAAUCAUCUUUACUCAGUUGGCACCUUGCAAUACAACUUUUCUACAUGUAUAUCCCCUUAUGCACAGGUUUGAGGAUUUUGAAAUUCUUGUGGAUAAAGGUCAGGUUCACGGUUUCGAAAAUGCCCUUAAAGUCAGUGAGAUCAAAGAUCACUGGAUGACUGUACCGUAAUGCGUAUUCAGGUGCAUGCGCUUAUAAAUGAAAACUGCUUGCCUUCACUAUACUUUUACCUGGUAAAAUUUGCUGUUCUUAGGCGCAUGUACCUUUAAAUAGACGGGAUGUCCUCGUGAAUACCGGUAGCCUAUCCUUUCUGUACUAUAAAAGUAGGACCAUACAUUUCGGAGGUCCGCAAAAGGGUGCCAGUAGGACUAAGUAGGCCCUGGUCCCGCCUUUAUUGCGACUGGUCAUGCACAAUCUGCAAAGCGCUGCUUCCCAUACUGCCCUGGAACAUUGACUAACAAAACAUUAGAAAUACCCGCAGAUGUGGCUUACAGAUCUUUAGCCAAUGACUGCGACGACCUAUGCAUACGAUAACAUUUAAAUAAGACUGUUCAUGUAGUAUAAAUAGCCAAUUAUAAUACAUGCAAUAUAUGGCACCCCAAGAGGCCUCUUCAAAAUGGCACCCGAUACCGGUAUUCACGAGGACAUCCUGUAUGUUAAAGAAUAUAACCGCAUACGUGUAUUUAGAGCGAUUAACAACACUAUUAGUUCAUUAUGUAAUCUUUGAUUCUUUUUGCGUAUUGUUAUGCACAUGUUAUGUUAAUAUUCGGGAGAUAAGCGCACCCUCAAUGUGAGCGCAGUGCGCCUGAAUACGCAUAGAUACAAUUGUCUCAAGGCAAUCCCAUUUUAAAGCCGAUUCUAAAAUGAAGUGAUUGUAAGAUUCAUUAUACCAGAGUCUUUCUAUACAAGAAAGUAUAGAAAGACUCUGAUUAUACAUUCUAUUGUGCAAGGGAAAAUAAUUCUUAGCCACCCUGUAUAGCGCAAAUUAUAUCUUAUCAAGUGGCAAUAUUUUCAAAUGUGCAUUUUGAAAUGAAAAUUUGUGAGAAAUCAG
Lineus longissimus is the source of this 4500-nucleotide messenger RNA. RefSeq lists its product as uncharacterized. Gene Ontology annotation, cellular component: nucleus. The transcript has 13 exons. Gene Ontology annotation, molecular function: RNA polymerase II transcription regulatory region sequence-specific DNA binding; DNA-binding transcription factor activity, RNA polymerase II-specific. Gene Ontology annotation, biological process: regulation of transcription by RNA polymerase II. NCBI's taxonomy places the organism in Eukaryota, Metazoa, Nemertea, Pilidiophora, Heteronemertea, Lineidae. The record is from RefSeq and is a predicted model, not a curated record. The coding region runs from base 118 to 3339 and encodes 1073 amino acids.